UAUAUUAAAUAAUUAUAGUAUUUGUAUAAUUUGUCAGUUAAAUAAUUAUAUACGUUCUUGUUAUUAUAUUAAUAAAAGUAAUAAUAUUCAUAAUUUAAAAAAUUAUAAUAAGAGUGGUAAAAACUGUAGUAAUUUAAGCGAAAAUAAAUUGAAAUGCAUGCAAAUGUGACUUCGGAUCGUGGUGGUGGUGGUGGCGGUGGUUCAUGGCGUCUGCCACCUGAUGAAACAUUACAAGUGCAAGAUCCAAAACAAAAGAAAGAAGAUGAUUUUCCAGAUGAAGGGCAUAAUUGGAGUAGUAUUGUAUUAUCGUUAUUAGUUAUUGGUGUCGUUAUAGCUGGUAUUGUUACUGCAAUUUAUAUAUUAGGUUACGUCGAUGAACUAUUAUAUUGGUCUGGCAGACGUAUGAUAUUAGAUGAAUAUUUACAAGGUGAAAUAACACCAAAACGCUUAGAGCCAGCAUGGGUUACAACAACAAAAUAUAUAUUUCAAUCAGAUGAUGGUGGUUUAGCCGUAUUGGACACUGCCAAUAUAUCUGUUUCAAAUCUAGUUACAAAUCAUACAUUAAGGCAAUUAAAUGUUAUGGGUUAUCAAGUAUCAUAUGAUCUGAAAUACGUUUUAUUUAAACAUAAUGUUAAAAAGAUUUAUCGAAAAUCAUUUAGUGCACUUUAUACAAUUUACGAUGUAGAAAAUGAUCAUCAUAUGCCAGUUCGAUUGAAAAACUCACCAAAAGUACAAAGAUCAAGAUUACAAUACGCAACUUGGAUAGGAAAUUCAACUUCAUUAUUAAUUGUAGCCGAUAAUGACAUUUAUUUGAGACAAUCGCCUUCCAACGAGGAAGAUAUUCGAAUAACAGAUACAGGAUAUGAUAAUAUUAUUUAUAAUGGUAUUACUGAUUGGUUGUACCAAGAAGAAAUUUUUGAAAAAUCUGAUGCAGUAUGGCCAUCACCGGACGGUACACAAUUUAUGUAUGCGUCGUUUAAUGAUUCUAAAGUUGGUACAAUGACAUUUCCAUGGCUAGCAUCUGGGGCAAUUAUUACUGCAAGCGGUAUGAAUUCUGGUAGUUCUUUUCCAGAAACACGUAACGUCAGAUAUCCAACACCGGGCACUACUAAUCCCGAAGUAACAAUAUAUAUUGUAAAUAUAACGGACGUCGAUCAAAUAACUAAAACAAUAAUAAAACCCCCAUCAGCUUUAGAUGGACAUGAAUUUUACAUAACAUCGGCUGGUUGGGUCACAGAAAUCAGUAAUCAAAUUUCUGUUGUAUAUUUAAGUAGAUCACAAAAUUUUAGUAUAAUUUCCACAUGUUUUGCACCGCAAUGGAAUUGUUUCGAGACGCAUUCCGAACGUGCACCCGAAGAUGAAUGGUUAGACAUAGUACCGCAUCCAGUUUUUUCACCAGAUGGGGAUAGUUUUUUAACACUAGCUAGUAUACAAGAAACUGGUACAGAACAUUUUACUCAUAUCAAACAUGUUACAAUAACACAACAGAGAAUAUCUGUGAUUUCUCAUGGUCGAUACGAGCAAGUCGCUGUUAUUACGCAUGGCCGAAACCAGGUCCAAAAAAUUCUAAGUUGGGAUACAAAAAAUCAUCUUGUUUAUUAUUUGGCAACUGUUGAUAAAAAACCGGGGCAACGGCAUCUCUAUGUUGUUAAGGACCCAACGGCUGGAGAAGAAAGCCGAAAAAGCGAGCCUCAGUGUAUUACCUGUGAUCUUGGUGAUGUAUUAUGGAGUAGUCGUUAUUAUUACAUAAAUUGUUCCCAUUUUGAUGCCUUUUUACGUCCAACGUCUUCCAUAUCCACUGAAUUUGGUGUUGAUUAUUAUGUUUUAGAAUGUCAAGGACCUGGCUUACCAGUGUCAUGUGUCCAUUCUGCUCAUAAUCAUACGCUUAAGAAAUUAUUAUAUGAUACACGACCGCAAUUUUCAAUGAAAUUACGUGAAUUAGCACUACCAACACACAGAUCUUUUGAAAUUGCAUUAUCACAUGGAAGUAGGGCACAUGUACAAUUACUUUUGCCGCCAAGUUGGCGUGAGGAACUUCGAGAUGCGGCAUUUCCAGUGCUCGUGGAAGUGAAUGGGCGUCCAGGAUCUGAACAAAUAUCAGAAAAACUAAUUGUAGAUUGGGGAACCUACAUGUCCUCGCGUAACGAUGUAAUUUAUAUUCGAUUAGACGUUAGGGGCUCGAAAGGCCAGAGCAAAAAAGCCCUUUAUAGGCAUAUAGGUGGAGUAGAGGUUCAAGAUCAAAUAGCCGCUGUACAGUAUCUAUUAGAUACUUUAAGUUUUCUAGAUGAAACUCGUGUUGCUUUAUGGGGUUGGGGCUAUGGCGGUUAUGUGACAACAAUGGUACUAGGUUCACAACAAAACGUAUUUAAAUGUGGAAUUUCUAUUUCACCUAUAGCAGACUGGUUGUUUUACAAUUCUGCAUUUACAGAACGUGUUUUAGGUCUUCCAGCUGAAAAUUACAAAGGUUAUGUUGAAGCGGAUGCAACACAACGUGCUCGUCAUAUUAAAUCUCAUUCUUACUUCUUAAUGCACGGUUUAGCAGAUUCCUCAGCGCCUUAUGUUCAUGGCAUACAAAUAGCUAGGUCAUUAUACGAAAGCGGUGUUUUAUUUCGAUAUCAAGCAUACGCUGAUGAAGGUCAUGAUUUAACAAAUGUGUUAGAACAUGUUUAUCGCUCGAUGGAAGAUUAUCUAGCAGAUUGUUUAAGUCUCGAUACAGAAGAAAGUAAACCUGAUGCAGCCGAUAUACAUGAAUAAAACCCUACAUUUUAUUGAAAUUAGCGAUGAUUUAUUAUUAAUUAAAAAUAAAAAAAAAUAGCUCAAAAUAUAUUAAUUAAUUAAUAUUUUAAUUUAAUAAAAAUUAUAUUGAA
Messenger RNA from Condylostylus longicornis, 2867 nucleotides. Its product is annotated as inactive dipeptidyl peptidase 10. The record is from RefSeq and is a predicted model, not a curated record. Gene Ontology annotation, molecular function: serine-type peptidase activity; dipeptidyl-peptidase activity. Bases 154 to 2754 code for a protein of 866 amino acids. Gene Ontology annotation, biological process: proteolysis. Lineage: Eukaryota; Metazoa; Arthropoda; Insecta; Diptera; Dolichopodidae. The transcript has 13 exons.